CCUCUCAUAAUCUGCACGCCAAUUCAUGAUCGGUUCGACCGCGCGCCGUCCAGCCUCCCUCAGAAGAAAACCAUCUAUACAAGCGCAGGAGCCGGCCAUCGGGGCUGAGAUCAAUGGAUAGUCUAAGGGUGGAGUUUCUCAAGCCCCUACAUCUAUAUAAGCAAGCAUAUCCAUCGUUCUGUAGCGCGCAAGAGCAUCGUCGAUGUAAUAUAUAGUUGUGACACAAUAAAAGAAAACCCAAACCAGAGGUAGUCGACAUGAUGAUGGUCAUUGGCAAACAUCAGGACGGGUCUCAAGCAAGAGAUUCAAAAUUUCAGGACGUUCAUAUGAGGUCGUCGGAUGUUCAUAGAAGGCUCUCAGUAAAAUUGCUGUUGGUAUAUUCAGUGCCAGGUUAGAUCGACUACAUAGCCGCACCAAGUUGGCCCAUCCAUUGGCCAGCGGGCUGCGAAAACCUCUUCACACAAAGUCGAUAAUAAUCAACCAAUGGGGCGCCAGCAGGCAGUCAAGUCACGCGAUGUACACCCUCUAGUGCCACCAGGAUUUAUCGAAAAUCUUGGGGUAUCGGAUGGAAUAUGCCUCAUAGCUGUGACGUGCACACUGGCCAGCUGUCUAGUCAAUUUCCAAGUGUCUCAAUUAAGCGAUGAUGGUUUUACCAACAAAGAAUAUAGUGAGUUGGUAACUGGCACAGUGGAGGUUGCCAUCUCCGUCCCAUAUAUAGUUGUGAAAUCGCACGAGUGCUUGUCCAAUCUGCGGGUGCGGAAGUCAUGGAUCACAUGCCGUCCUAAUGUCUGGAUUUUCAGAGACGCAGUCAUUCUUGUGCUCAUAGCUUACGUGAUAUUAGUGGACAUCAGCUUGAGCUUCGUCUGGCUCGCCAUCUUUCCAGUCAUAGCUCUUGUUUUCAUACGAGCGUUGCACCUCAAGUUCAAUCGGCGUACUGGGGGCAGCAGUCGUAAAGUUAAUCCAGGAUCUUCUAACGCCGCUGAGACUAAAAUGAAAACUAUGGAGGUUGGGAUCAUUGUGAUGAUGACGCUGGGGGCGCUACUGCUUAUGGACCAGCUUCCAGACCAUGCAGCUGCCCAGUUCACCAUCUCACAGUUCCUCCUGUUCCUAAGCUGCACGGUGGCGGCAUUGACGCGCAUGGUGAUGAAGCUGCCCGCUGGCGCCUCACCGGGCAUAGCACUGGCGACGGAGAUGCUCCACAAGACCUUGCUUCUCCUCCUGCUGGCGACGGCGCACAUCGCGGCCGCAGAGUGGCUGGGCGAGGAUGUUGUUCUGCUAUGCUUGCCGGAGGUCAUCCCUGUGCUUCUCUGGUUCAGCCUCCAUCUCGACCGUAAACCAGGAAGCAGCUCCAUCAUCAGCGUUGACAAGUUGAAACCACACAGAAAUUGGCUCAUCUUCCUCGGUGCAAUGGUGGUAGCUCCUCCUUUUGCUUACCUGGCCAACUCCAUGGAUGAAGUUGGGCUCUCCGGCUGGUCUACGACAUUCCAGGUGUCAUGUGGCGUCUCAGGGAUUCUGAGCUACUACCUUGUGUUCAUGCUAAGUCACUGGCCGAAGAAACAAGUAGCAGCUGCUGGCAAGGAUGGUGGGGCUUCCGGUAUGCUCAAAUUAUGGGCAUACGCUUUACUCAUAGCGGCGGCUGCGUCCCUGCUGCUCAGGUGUCUGGUUUCUGCCCGGCUUGGUCUGCAACUACCACUGCAUGCAACGGUUAUAUAUGUUAGUAAUGCUUUGGGUUUUAACUACUCAAAUUAGUAUAAUGAUCUUGUUGUGUACCAUAUCCAGUGUUGUGUAGUGUUUGUAAAAUACACGCGGUGCUGUAUGUGUGUGUACACUGUACAUACAUGCAUACAUAAUUACAUAUACGGCGGCAUGUAUGUGUGUCAGUUUGCAUGUUAAUACUGGAGUCUUGGGUGCA
Triticum urartu is the source of this 1912-nucleotide messenger RNA. RefSeq lists its product as uncharacterized. NCBI's taxonomy places the organism in Eukaryota, Viridiplantae, Streptophyta, Magnoliopsida, Poales, Poaceae. The record is from RefSeq and is a predicted model, not a curated record.